Messenger RNA from Rasamsonia emersonii CBS 393.64, 396 nucleotides. RefSeq lists its product as uncharacterized. Lineage: Eukaryota; Fungi; Ascomycota; Eurotiomycetes; Eurotiales; Trichocomaceae. The record is from RefSeq and is a predicted model, not a curated record. The coding region runs from base 1 to 396 and encodes 131 amino acids. The transcript is spliced from 2 exons.
AUGGAUUCGUUUGCUCCAGCACCUGAUCAGUUUCCUGACGAGAAAGAUUCCUUCUGGACUACUUUUACCAACAAUGAUGACUGGAUAUGCGAGGGUCUUGAUGUCUCUGCUCUUAUUCCGACCUUACAGACUCCGGUCAGCCCUCCAAUUGAUGGACCAAGUCUCAACAUUCCGGAGAGAGAGAUUGAUUUGCCGCUUUUGUCGUCGGAGACCACGGUGCCCGAUACCCCAGUGCAUGCUAAAAUGGAGCUCAGCUUGGCCCAGUUGAAUGAGAAAGUGCAAAAUCUAGAAGAGGCGUAUUGUUUCCUGGAACUGAGAAAUAGCGGGCUCAGACUAAUAGCUCGCAGUGAGCUGUCCAAGAUGGAGGGAAGAGAAAGCGAAACAAGAAGCGGAUAG